Drosophila montana is the source of this 7146-nucleotide messenger RNA. It is a transcript of the gene mam, whose product is annotated as mastermind. NCBI's taxonomy places the organism in Eukaryota, Metazoa, Arthropoda, Insecta, Diptera, Drosophilidae. Gene Ontology annotation, biological process: CENP-A containing chromatin assembly; chromosome segregation. Gene Ontology annotation, cellular component: chromatin; nucleus; chromosome, centromeric region. The record is from RefSeq and is a predicted model, not a curated record.
AUAAACCGACUGCCAAACGACUCACGACAGCAGCAGCAGCAGCCGCAACUGAAAGCAACAGCAGCAAAAACAACAACAACGGCAGCAGCAGCAAAUCACAAGCCGAAAGCAAAAGAAAAGCGACGCUCGCUCUGCCCAAUCAAAUUGCAAUCAAAAGAGACUCUAAUCAGAAGCAAAUUGAGAAAAACGUAAAACCAAAAACAAAAUCAAAAACAAAAACAAAAACACAAAUGCGCGCACGCAGCAAACGCAACAAAAUGCACAACUGUCGACGCUUAGCAACACUGUCGACAUUCUACAACACUACUGGCCGACAGCGCCACUUUUAUCAAGUCUAAGCCGCGCCGCAAGCCUCCUAAGUGAUCAAACAUAAUCUCAAAUCGUAACAGUUUCUCAAAACAUAGACUUCAAUUCUAAAACUCAACUUAACCUCAACUCUUAACUCGCACAUGCUGUAAAACUGAAUCUUAUAAAUACUUUGCCUAAUCGAGCAUAAAAACUAAAAAACUAUAUCUAUGAAUAUUUGGCAACAAAAAAUCCUAAAACGACCAGCGGACGAUGUUGACAAUGGCGCCGAGAAUUAUGAACCGCCGCACAAGUUGCCCAAUAACAACAAUAAUAACAAUAAUAAUAACAACAACAACAACAACAGCUCAAGCGGCGUUGGCGGCGGCUCAGAGAAUCUAACCAAGUUCUCCGUGGAGAUUGUGCAACAACUGGAGUUCACGACAUCGGCGGCCAAUUCGCAGCCGCAGCAGAUCAGCACCAAUGUCACAGUAAAGGCGCUGACCAACACCUCCGUCAAGAGCGAACCAGGCGUGGGCGGCGGGGGAGGAGGGGGCGCCGAUCAGCACAGCAACAGCAUCAGCAGCAACAGCAUCAGCAACAGCAGCAUCAGCAGCAGCAGCAGCAACAACCAGCAACAACAACAACACCACCAGCAGCAGCAACAACAAGGCGGCGGUCUGGGUGGCCUCGGCAAUAAUGGGCGCGGCGGCGGGGGUCCUGGCGGGGGUGGCCACAUGUCCACAGGACCCGGCGGCGUGGGCGUCGGCAUGGGACCCAACAUGAUGUCCGCCCAGCAAAAGUCCGCCCUCGGCAAUUUGGCCAAUUUGGUCGAAUGCAAACGGGAGCCAGAUCAUGAUUUUCCGGACUUGGUCUCGCUGGACAAGGACGGCGCCAAUGGCCAGUUUCCCGGUUUUCCGGAUCUGCUGGGCGAUGACAACUCCGAGAACAAUGACACAUUCAAGGAUCUCAUCAACAAUCUGCACGACUUCAAUCCCAGUUUCCUCGACGGCUUCGACGAGAAGCCGCUGCUGGACAUCAAGACCGAGGAUGGCAUCAAGGUGGAGCCGCCCAAUGCCCAGGAUCUGAUCAACAGCCUGAAUGUGAAGUCCGAGGCGGGUCUGGGCCAUGGCUUUGGUGGCUUCGGCGUUGGCCUCGGCCUCGACCCGCAGUCCAUGAAAAUGCGUCCUGGCGUUGGCUUCCAGAACGGACCCAACGGCAAUGCCAAUGCUGGCAACGGCGGUCCCACAGCGGGCGGCGGCGGCGGCAAUGGCCCCGGCGGACUCAUGUCCGAGCACUCGCUGGCCGCGCAGACGCUCAAGCAAAUGGCCGAGCAGCAUCAGCACAAGAGCGCCAUGGGCGGCAUGGGCGGCUUUCCACGCCCGCCGCACGGCAUGCAGCAGCAACAGCCGCAACAGCAGCAACAGCAGGCGCCGCAGCAGCAGCAGCAACAUGGCCAAAUGAUGGGCGGUCCGGGCCAAGGACAGCAGCAGCAGCAGCCGCGCUACAAUGACUACGGCGGCGGUUUUCCAAAUGACUUUGCCAUGGGCCCAAAUCCCACGCAGCAGCAGCAACAUUUGCCGCCGCAGUUCCAUCAGAAGGCGCCGGGCGGCGGGCCGGGCAUGAAUGUGCAGCAAAACUUUUUGGAUAUCAAACAGGAGCUGUUCUAUUCCUCACCAAACGAUUUCGAUCUCAAGCGUCUGCAGCAGCAGCAGGCCAUGCAGCAGCAGCAACAGCAGCAGCAACAGCAGCAGCAGCAACAUCAUGCACAGCAGCAACAGCAGCAUCCCAAUGGCCCCAAGAUGGGCGUGCCCAUGGGCGCGGCUGGCAACUUUGCCAAGCAGCAGCAGCAACAGGUGCCAACGCCGCAGCAGCAGCAGCAACAGCUCCAGCAACAACAACAACAAUACUCGCCAUUCAGCAAUCAAAACGCCAACGCCAACUUCCUCAACUGCCCGCCACGCGGCGGCCCUCAAGGCAACCAGGCGCCGGGCAAUAUGCCCCAGCAGCAGCAGCAGCAGCCGCAACAGCAGCAGCAGCCGCCUCGUGGGCCGCAGUCGAAUCCCAAUGCGGUGCCUGGCGGCAAUGCAGCCAAUGCCACGCAGCAGCAACAGCAGCAGCAGCAACAACAACAGCAGCAGCAACAGCAGCAGCAGGCAACAACAACCACGCUGCAAAUGAAGCAAACUCAGCAGCUGCACAUCAGUCAACAGGGCGGCGGCUCUCACGGCAUUCAGGUCUCCGCUGGGCAGCAUUUACACCUGAGCAGCGACAUGAAGAGCAACGUUUCGGUUGCCGCGCAGCAGGGCGUCUUCUUCAGUCAGCAGCAGGCCGCGCAGCAACAACAACAACAACAACAGCAGCAGCAGCAGCAGCAACCAGGCAAUGCUGGCCCCAAUCCCCAGCAGCAGCAGCAGCAGCCGCACGGCGGCAACGCGGGCGCCAAUGGGGGCGGCCCGAAUGGCGCACAGCAGCAGCAGCAACCAAAUCAAAACAUGAACAAUUCAAAUGUACCCUCCGACGGCUUCUCGCUCUCCCAAAGCCAAAGCAUGAACUUCACGCAGCAGCAGCAGCAACAGGCGGCGGCGGCAGCAGCAGCUGCUGCUGCGGCACAGCAGCAACAGGCAGCCGCCGCUCAGCAGCAGCAGCAGCAGCAGCAAGUGCCGCCCAAUAUGCGUCAGCGUCAAACGCAGGCGCAGGCAGCGGCAGCAGCAGCUGCUGCAGCAGCUGCACAGGCGCAGGCCGCGGCCAAUGCGAAUAGCGGACCCGGCGGCAAUGUACCGCUAAUGCAGCAGCAGCAGCAGACGCCGGGCGGCGUGCCGGUGGGCGCGGGCAGCGGCAACGCCUCUGUCGGCGUUCCAGUCAGCGCCGGCGGACCCAACAAUGGUGCAAUGAAUCAACUGGGCGGACCCAUGGGCGGCAUGCCGGGCAUGCAAAUGGGCGGACCCGGCGGCGUACCCAUGAAUCCCAUGCAAAUGAAUCCGAAUGGCGGCGCGCCCAAUGCCCAGAUGAUGAUGGGCGGCAAUGGGGGCGGCCCGGUGCCGGCCGCCAGCCAGGCCAAGUUCCUGCAGCAGCAGCAAAUGAUGCGCGCCCAGGCCAUGCAGCAUCAGCAGCAGGUGCAGCAGCACAUGGCCGGCGCACGGCCGCCGCCGCCGGAGUAUAAUGCCACCAAGGCGCAGCUAAUGCAGGCCCAGAUGAUGCAGCAGACUGUGGGCGGUGGCGGUGGCGGAGGCGUUGGAGUGGGCGUGGGCGGUGGUGUUGGCGGUGGCGGCGGCGCCGGCCGCUUUCCAAACAGCGCAGCCCAAGCGGCAGCCAUGCGACGCAUGACACAGCAGCCGAUUCCACCAUCCGGGCCCAUGAUGCGGCCCCAGCAUGCUGCCAUGUACAUGCAGCAGCAUGGUGGUGCGGGCGGCGGGCCACGCGGUGGCAUGGGCGGCCCGUACGGCGGUGGCGGCGUCGGUGGCUCUGGCGGACCCAUGGGCGGCGGCGGUGGCGGCGGCCAGCAGCAGCGGCCGCCCAAUGUGCAGGUCACGCCCGACGGCAUGCCCAUGGGCUCGCAGCAGGAGUGGCGCCACAUGAUGAUGACGCAGCAGCAGCAGCAAAUGGGCUUUGGACCAGGCGGACCCAUGCGUCAAGGACCCGGUGGAUUCAAUGGCGGUAAUUUCAUGCCCAAUGGAGCGCCCAAUGCGCCGGGCAACGGACCGAAUGGCGGCGGCGGCGGUGUCGGCAUGAUGCCCGGCCCCAAUGGACCGCAGAUGCAGCUGACGCCCGCCCAAAUGCAGCAGCAGCUGAUGCGACAGCAACAGCAGCAGCAACAUAUGGGACCCGGCGGUGGUGGCGGAGGCGGCGGCGGCAGCAUGCAGAUGCAGCAGCUGCUGCAGCAGCAACAGAACGCAGCUGCCGGCGGAGGCGGCGGCAUGAUGGCCACCCAGAUGCAGAUGACCAGCAUCCACAUGAGCCAGACCCAGCAGCAGCAGCUCACCAUGCAGCAGCAACAGUUUGUGCAGAGCACCAGCACGACAACAACACACCAGCAGCAGCAGCAGCAGCAACAGUUGCAGCUGCAGAUGCAGAGCCAGAGCGGAGGACCCGGCGGCAACGGGUCCAGCAACAAUAAUGGUGCAAACCAGGCGGGCGGUGUAGGCGUCGGUGUUGGUGUCGGCGUUGGCGUGGGCGUGGUCGGCAACUCGGCAACCAUUGCCAGCGCCAGUUCGAUCAGCCAGACGAUCAACUCGGUGGUGGCCAACUCGAAUGAUUUGUGUCUCGAAUUUCUGGACAAUCUGCCCGACGGCAAUUUCUCCACGCAGGAUCUGAUCAACUCGCUGGACAACGACAACUUUAACAUACAGGACAUUUUGCAGUAGAGCAGCGAGUAUCCGCAAAGGAUUCCCAAGCAGAGACGCCGUCGUCACCACCACCAACACCACCCUAACCACCACCAAUUGUUGCCUGUUUUUGUUUGAAUAUUUUUUGUUGUUGCCUGUUGUUGUUAUUGCCUCCAUGCCCCAUGGCCCAUUAACCCACACCCACACCCACAACCAUCCCCUCCCCCACUGUUUGUUAAUUGUGUGUAUUUAGAAGCUAAGUUCGUUUCGAUGUACUCUAAUUUGGGACUUUACUGUAUUAUUAGCCGCUAGAGCUGCCCGCUUUCUUUUAUAGGGGGCAGCAACGGUCCAAGGCGGGCGAGCGCUGGGGCGUGGCAGCGGCAGCGGCCAGUACGCAAACAUUCCAUACUCUACAAAUAUAUAUCUAUAUAUAUUUGUCUAUAUAUAAAGUAACAAGAAAAAAACAAUUCGACGAAAAGUAUUUGAGAGCAGCCUCAGAAAAUUUUUAAAAAAUAGUAAAGCACACACCUACACACUCACACACACACACACACACACACACACAACCACUCGCAGAACUUAAGCACUUGUACUUAAUGCAAUUUGGCCACGCCCAGCGACCAGUUCGCCCGCCCAACAUUUCAUUUUACUUAAGCAAAAAGCGAAAAAGAAAACAAAACAAAAAAAAAAGAAAGAAAGAAAAUGGAACCAACAACAAAAGAAAACUUUUUAAGAAAUGCGUCAGAAAAACAACAAAAAAAAGUAACUAAAGAAAUUGUACAUUUUAUAUUGUAUUUAAUUUAAUUUAAUUUUUUAACUAAAACAAAAAUGCGAAAGUAGCAAAAGAAAAACACAAAAAAAAAGAGUAAAAAGUGCAACAGCAAAGGAAAAACGCAAAAAGCAAAAAUAUUGGUGAUAUUUUAAUUGCUUACACACAUAAACACACAUACACAUACACACACAAACAGAAAGAAAAUUUGAAAAUUUACUAGAGAGAGAAAAUAGAAAAGCGGAGAAACAGUUAUUAUUAUUAUUGUACAUUAUUUUUGUGUAACAAUUAAGUUUAAAUGGAUUUUACAAACAAAAAAGCAAACGCGGAGCAACAAUGCGAAUUAAGCGCAAACAACAAACAUAUUUAAAAAACAAAUUAUAUAUAUAUACAUAUAUGUAUGUAUAUAUAUACAUAUAUUAUAAAACUUAUAAUUAAUUACUACGCGUAGUUUUUUGGUAGUGAAAAGCGUGCAUAAAGCCCUAAACAUUAGUAGUUUGUUAAAUAAAUUUAUAUAUAUAUAUAUAUACACAACAGCCAGACAAACACACACUCAUACACACAAACUCACACUAUAUACUUCUCGAUAUAUAUAUACAAAUAUAUAUAUUCGAUUAUUGAAUUAGAGUUCUAAGCAGCAGACAGAUUUUUAGCUAAAUGCGUUUUGUGGCCGCGUUACCAAGUGACGUCACGCCAUGCCACGCCCACAGCAGCCCACUUGACAAAAUGAUAAGAAGAAAAAAAUAAAUAAUAUACGCCGAGAUUCCAGCUAUGAAAUUAUUGUACCGACAUUUAAUUAGCGCAAUUCCAUAAGUCCAUAAGUUAAAUAGUUCAGAUCGGUUCAGUUCAGCUCAGAGGCCAUAGAAAUUGCGACAGACACUUCCAGAUAUAUAUAUCUAUAUAUAAAGCGAGUACAUAGAUAAUGCCUAGAUCGAAUGCUGAUCGAGCACACACACACACACACACAGACACACACAGACACAAAAACACACACAGACACGCCUAGAAAACAAACGCGUAGCCCAAAGUAUUUAAGCCGCAAACAAACAAAAACAAAACUAACAAAAAUUAUUAUUAAAUAAUUAUUAUUAUAAAAAAAAUACGCGAAUUGUAGUUUGUAAUUUAUGAUACGAAACCAAUUUGUUUACAAAAAAAAGAAAAAAAUUAAAAACCACGCAAAUUAUAUAUUAUAUAGUAUAUAUACAUAUAUAUACAUUAUUAUUAUUACUAUAUACAAUAUGGCAUAUUAUUAUUACAUAUAUAUACGAGUACAGAUAUAUAUAUAUAUAUAUUAAAAAUGAGUACACAAAUUAGCAGCGCAGCUUGCAACCGAAUCGAGGCGCAGCGAGUUGCAAGUGUUGCAAGUAAAACACACACACACACAUACACACACAGCCAGACACAACUCGAUAUCAAUUAAAAGCAAACAGCUGCCAGCGGCAAACCAAAACUUUAACAAUUUACAAAAAGCAAACUUCAAAAGCAAAAAAAAAAAACAAAAGCAAAAGCAAAUGCAAAUGCAAAUUAAUUUUAGCUCAUAAUUUAUAAAAAAAAGAAACAAAAACAAAGAAAUACAACAAAUCGAAUUGGAUUUGAAUUCGAUUUGAGAGCCUUUUGCAGCAUUUUGUUUUGUUUUUCUUUUUUUAUCAUUUAGCCAAAAGAUGUUUGGUGCACAAGUCUUCGGUUUGUCGUUUUGUUGUCCUCCAGGAUGUGCAACAGAACUUAUGUGUCAAUAACUCGAACACGUACGAAUUGUUGGCCCAAAAA